AUGUGUGCACCAGUCAGUGGUAAAGAAGUAGGGGAUGGUUUGAAAUCUAUUGGAAAUGACAAGGCACCUAGUAUAGAUGGAUAUAAUGCUCACUUCGUCAAGAAAGCAUGGCCUAUUUUUAAAGAAGAUGUUAUUAUGCCUGUCACGGGCUUCUUUAAUACUGGGCUACUUCCAAGAACUGUCAACUGUACAACCAUCAUCUUGGUUCCAAAGCUGGCUAAUGUUAUUACUGUUAAGGAUUUUAGGCCAAUAGCCUCAUUGUUCCUGAAGCACAAGUUAGCUUUAUUCCUGGAAAUCUCUGAUAAUAUUAUCAUGGCUCAGGAGCUGGUUAAGCCCUAUAUGAAGAAGCAUAUUUCUGUUAGAUGUAUGAUCAAAAUUGAUCUGCAAAAAGCAUAUGAUUUAGUGGCGUGGCCUUUUCUUGGGCAAGUUAUGGAUGAACUGGGUUUUCCUACUCAAUUCACUGCUUGGAUAAUGGAAUGUGUAAGAACAGGUGACCUACAAUCUAUUAUAGCAAUCCACAAAGCUUUCAAAGUCUUCUCUGAAGCUUCAGGACUAUAA
Messenger RNA from Lycium ferocissimum, 558 nucleotides. RefSeq lists its product as uncharacterized. Lineage: Eukaryota; Viridiplantae; Streptophyta; Magnoliopsida; Solanales; Solanaceae. The coding region runs from base 1 to 558 and encodes 185 amino acids. The transcript has 3 exons. The record is from RefSeq and is a predicted model, not a curated record.